AUGGGUGUUGACGAAACGUCGCACCAAAAGCAAGCCAUGGUUUACAAAAGAGGGUUGGAGAGACGCCAGAAAACUAGCACCCAUGCCUGCUCGCCUCUUACAGUUGCCUCUCAGCCAAGAAAUGACUUCUCACGAUCAGGAUCAUAUGGGCUGAGCAGGGCUUCAUUUCCCACUGCUGAUGUACUGUCUACACCUACCUCAAGGCCCACAAGCAGGUCGGUUUCAACCAUAAAUGGGCCAUCUGAUUUUGAACACCAGGUCUUCAAGAUCUUGCAAACAAUUUUAAUGAGGGUUGAGCACCAAGGGCGCCAACUUGAUGCCAUUGCACAACAGCUAUGCAGUGGCCCUUUGACAGUUGGGCCCGCAAAGGAUGUGGUCCCAAAACCAUUCGAGGACAUCGAGGCAUUUGAAGAAUUUGAUGCCGAGAUAUCAACAAAUGAAGGAACAAGGACACGCCUGGUCUGAUAUUUUUUCUUCUCUUUACCUCCUCUAUCAAAUGUACUUGCAUAUAUGAAACUGACAUUCCAGUGCACGUUUUACAGGAAUAGUGGUGCAGAGCAAAACAUAACACUGACACUAGGAGGCACAUAAAAAGGACAACACACUGCGCUACAAGCAACAGUGAUUA
Messenger RNA from Dermacentor andersoni, 628 nucleotides. The record is from RefSeq and is a predicted model, not a curated record. Lineage: Eukaryota; Metazoa; Arthropoda; Arachnida; Ixodida; Ixodidae.